Panicum hallii is the source of this 1176-nucleotide messenger RNA. Its product is annotated as ras-related protein Rab7. The record is from RefSeq and is a predicted model, not a curated record. The transcript has 7 exons. Gene Ontology annotation, cellular component: vacuolar membrane. NCBI's taxonomy places the organism in Eukaryota, Viridiplantae, Streptophyta, Magnoliopsida, Poales, Poaceae. Bases 209 to 832 code for a protein of 207 amino acids. Gene Ontology annotation, molecular function: GTPase activity; GTP binding.
ACCAACAAGCCAACGGAACGCAACCUUUCCUCCAACACUAGAGGUCUAGAGCAGCGCGGCGCAGCGCAGCUCACCAAUCCCGACGCGGAUCGCCCAAAACACCAGGCGGAAUUUCCAAUCCCCUUCCCCACCUCGGGCUCGGGUCCUCGGCUCUUCCUCCCCCUCGCUGUUCGAUCCGUCCCCGGCCCUCCCAGAUCCGCCCGCGCCCAUGGCGUCGCGCAGGCGAAUGCUCCUCAAGGUCAUCAUCCUCGGCGACAGCGGGGUCGGCAAGACCUCGCUGAUGAACCAGUACGUCAACAAGAAGUUCAGCAACCAGUACAAGGCCACCAUCGGCGCCGAUUUCCUCACCAAGGAGGUUCAGAUCGACGACCGCCACUUCACAUUGCAGAUAUGGGAUACAGCAGGACAGGAGCGGUUUCAGAGUCUUGGUGUGGCAUUUUAUCGGGGAGCUGACUGCUGUGUUCUUGUGUAUGAUGUCAAUGUUACCAAGUCAUUUGAAAAGCUCAACAACUGGCGUGAGGAAUUCCUGAUUCAAGCUAGCCCAUCUGAUCCAGAGAAUUUCCCAUUUGUUGUACUUGGUAACAAGAUUGAUGUUGAUGGUGGUAACAGCCGGACCGUUUCUGAGAAAAAGGCUAAAGCAUGGUGUGCUUCUAAGGGGAAUAUCCCCUAUUUUGAGACGUCGGCUAAAGAAGGCUUCAACGUGGAAGCUGCUUUCGAGUGUAUAGCAAGGAAUGCUAUCAAGAAUGAGCCAGAAGAAGACAUGUAUCUUCCUGAUACAAUUGAUGUUGGGGGCGCUGGAAGGCAACAACGUUCAUCAGGCUGUGAGUGCUAGAAGACAUGGAUGGAGCCGAUUUCCUCGGUUGAUUGGUUUGGGGUCUAUAGGGUUUGUUGUUAAUCGGCUGUGUGUUCCCAUAUAUAAGUAUAUUUAGUUUGCGAGGCUGCUAUUUGUGGAUGGGCUACAUAGGGGUGCUUAUUGUGGACUCCCUUAUGUGGAUGCAGAAGACAUUCAUUUGUAACCGCUGCUGCUUGGUGGUUGUUGUACCGGCGCUAGAUGGUAGUAGGGUUGGAGUACAUUCUAGUCUUGUAAUGCUUUUGAUUGUGGAGGUGCAUGUAUGUAUCCAUGGACUGGUGUUUUUUGCUAGUGUUGUUGUAAAUGAAAACAGUCUGGUUUCUCCA